UCAAAACAUGACUCAGUUUCCUUUGUUUUCGGAUUGAAAUUGAAUUAUUAAAGUAUUUUUCCAUUAUAAGGUGGUAUUCUUUAUUAAAUUUUAGUAUACUUAGUUGUUUUUAACAAUCCGCCCAUCAUCAUUUAUAAUCUUAUACUCAAUAACCAGUGAAACUUCUUUUAAUUACCAAACAAAUAAAAAUGUCUCUCGAACUUGAUCAAGAAUGGGAAGAAUACAAAAUAAAAUUCAACAAAGAAUACAAAGACGAUGAAGAAGAGCAAAUGCGUCGAAAGUUGUACAUGGAGAAUAAAGUAAAAAUUGAAGAACACAAUAAGCGUUUUGCAGCUGGAGAAGUAACAUUCUCAAUGGGCAUUAAUGCUUUUGCUGACAAAGCUCCUGGCGAGCAUCCUUGUGGUGGUCGUUUGGCACCUAAAAAAUAAAUUAUGACAAAAAUGAAAUCUCUUCUUCUUAUUUUACUUUGAUACUUGACAAAAUUAAUUUGAUAUUCCAAAUAAAUGUAUUUUUAUAUGUAUCUGUUCUAUUGCAAUUAAAUAUUUUAUUAUAUAAAACAUACAUACAAAGUUA
This is a messenger RNA of Episyrphus balteatus (marmalade hoverfly), 573 nucleotides long. RefSeq names its product protein CTLA-2-beta-like. The coding region runs from base 189 to 428 and encodes 79 amino acids. The transcript has 2 exons. The record is from RefSeq and is a predicted model, not a curated record. Lineage: Eukaryota; Metazoa; Arthropoda; Insecta; Diptera; Syrphidae.